Anoplopoma fimbria (sablefish) is the source of this 1611-nucleotide messenger RNA. RefSeq names its product mitogen-activated protein kinase 8a (gene mapk8a). Bases 241 to 1611 code for a protein of 456 amino acids. Lineage: Eukaryota; Metazoa; Chordata; Actinopteri; Perciformes; Anoplopomatidae. The record is from RefSeq and is a predicted model, not a curated record. The transcript is spliced from 12 exons. Gene Ontology annotation, molecular function: JUN kinase activity; ATP binding. Gene Ontology annotation, biological process: protein phosphorylation; JNK cascade. Gene Ontology annotation, cellular component: nucleus; cytoplasm.
UGGUGGGUGUGCCUCUGUGGAUGAGUGACGUACUGCUGGGACGCAUGCCCCGUACGCACUGCGCGUCCCGGCCUGUCAGUAGUAGCCAGAUGGAAAACGUAGGCAAGUGAAUUCGGUGAGGUCAUGUAUUUUUAAGCCGCACAUCGGAAUAAAACAUCUUUCACCGGCAGAAUUAACCAAGAGUAGGUAGCAUAUCGCCGCUGAUCGGGCCGCGCGCUGGGGAAUCGAUCGUUUCACUUGAUGACAGAGAGGACAUUUUUGGAUGCACAGAAAGCUGUAAUCGAAGAUUUCACCAUGAACAAAAACAAGAGAGAAAGAGAGUUCUACAGCCUAGAUGUUGGGGAUUCAACGUUCACAGUACUGAAGCGUUACCAGAAUCUAAGACCCAUCGGCUCAGGAGCACAGGGAAUCGUCUGCUCUGCUUAUGACCAAACCCUUGAACGAAAUGUUGCCAUCAAGAAGCUGAGUCGGCCGUUUCAAAAUCAGACCCAUGCCAAGAGGGCGUACAGAGAGCUAGUCCUAAUGAAAUGUGUCAAUCACAAAAAUAUCAUUGGCCUAUUGAACGUAUUUACACCACAAAAAUCAUUAGAAGAAUUUGCAGAUGUAUACUUGGUGAUGGAGCUGAUGGAUGCCAACCUGUGCCAGGUCAUUCAGAUGGAGCUGGACCAUGAGAGGCUGUCCUAUCUGCUAUAUCAGACGUUGUGCGGUAUCAAACACCUCCAUGCUGCCGGCAUCAUUCACAGGGACCUCAAGCCUAGUAACAUAGUUGUCAAGUCAGAUUGUACACUGAAGAUUUUGGACUUUGGCUUGGCUCGGACUGCUGCCACGGGCCUCCUGAUGACACCGUAUGUGGUCACACGCUACUACAGAGCACCAGAGGUUAUCCUGGGGAUGGGCUACCAAGCCAAUGUGGACAUAUGGUCUGUGGGCUGCAUACUGGCAGAAAUGGUUCGCCAUAAAAUCCUCUUCCCAGGAAGGGACUACAUAGACCAGUGGAACAAGGUAAUUGAGCAGCUAGGUACUCCAUCUCAGGAUUUUCUAAUGAAGCUGAACCAGUCAGUGAGAACGUAUGUCGAAAACAGGCCACGCUAUGCUGGGUACAGCUUUGAGAAACUCUUCCCAGAUGUGCUCUUCCCUGCCGACUCUGACCACAACAAACUGAAAGCGAGCCAAGCUAGAGAUCUCUUAGCCAAGAUGUUAGUGAUUGACGCCUCCAAACGCAUCUCUGUAGAUGAGGCCCUGCAGCACCCCUACAUUAAUGUUUGGUAUGAUCCAGCUGAAGUGGAAGCCCCGCCUCCAAAGGUCCUAGAAAAACAGCUGGAUGAGAGGGAGCAUACCGUGGAAGAGUGGAAAGUGCUAAUUUAUAAGGAAGUGAGUGAAUGGGAGGAGUGGAAACGGAAUGGCGUGAUAAGAGGCCAGCCACCUCCUUUAGGUGCAGCAGUGAUCGACAGCCCCCCUCAGCCAACGUCCUCCUCCUCCUCUUCGGCCAACGAUGUCUCGUCCAUGUCCACAGAGCCCACUGACCCAAGCAGUGACCCCACCAUGACCUCUGAAACAGACAGCAGCUUGGACAGCCACACCUCUCUGGGUGCACUGGCCUGCUGCAGAUAA